AUGGCUACAGAAAUAAAGAGGCAGCGUGAUCCGAUUAGUGGAUGUUUAUUUGGACUGAAACUUGAUGAGUGUGACUUCCAAUCACUAGGAAAACAAGUGGCAACACUCUCAGCCCAAGUUGCCGUUUGCUAUACCCUUCAAACCACAAUAUCCCAUCCUCGAGAGCAAGCCUCAGAUCAACUUCCCAGCGCCGCUGGCCGACUAAGCAAAUUCUUUGAGGUUUUGUAUAGACCCCAGGAUUCCCCUAACACAGCACACUUAUCGACAUGGCAAAGAUUGAACGACCUCACCGCUAGACAUUACAAAGAUGGGGCAGAUCGAGUUUGA
This is a messenger RNA of Microsporum canis CBS 113480, 327 nucleotides long. RefSeq lists its product as uncharacterized. Lineage: Eukaryota; Fungi; Ascomycota; Eurotiomycetes; Onygenales; Arthrodermataceae. The record is from RefSeq and is a predicted model, not a curated record. The coding region runs from base 1 to 327 and encodes 108 amino acids. The transcript has a single exon.